This is a messenger RNA of Rhea pennata, 2184 nucleotides long. RefSeq names its product nuclear distribution C, dynein complex regulator (gene NUDC). Lineage: Eukaryota; Metazoa; Chordata; Aves; Rheiformes; Rheidae. The record is from RefSeq and is a predicted model, not a curated record. The transcript has 9 exons. Gene Ontology annotation, biological process: protein folding. Bases 50 to 1075 code for a protein of 341 amino acids. Gene Ontology annotation, cellular component: cytoplasm.
UCCGCGCGCCGGCGUGAGGGUGCCGAGGCGGCCGUUGGCGGCGGUCACCAUGGGGCUGAGCGCGGAGGAGGCGGCGGAGCAGGAGGACCGCUUCGAUGGCAUGCUCCUGGCCAUGGCCCAGCAGCACCAGGGCGGCGUGCGCGAGCUUGUGAAUACAUUCUUUAGCUUCCUGAGGCGUAAAACUGAUUUCUUCACCGGUGGAGAAGAUGGAGUAGCAGAAAAGUUGAUCACAGAUACCUUCAACCAUCACAACAAGCUAGCUCAGAAGGAGCGGAAGGAAAAAAAGGCUCGCCAAGAGGCAGAACGUCGUGAAAAGGCAGAGAGAGCUGCUAAACUUGCUAAGGAAACAAAGCAGGAAGCUAACGAGCCAAGGAUUAAGGAGCUUACAGAUGAGGAAGCAGAAAGGCUGCAGCUAGAAAUCGAUCAGAAAAAAGAGGCACAAGGAGAGAUAAACAGCGUCUCAGUGAAAUCCUUGGAAGAUGAAAGAGAGUCUUCAGAGUCCAGCAAGCAGGAAACAGAUGAAGAGGAGGAAGAUGAGAAGGAUAAAGGAAAACUUAAGCCCAAUUCUGGCAAUGGAGCUGACCUUCCAAAUUACAGAUGGACACAGACCCUUUCAGAACUGGAUCUGGCCAUCCCUUUCAAGGUGAGCUUCCGGUUGAAGGGAAAGGAUGUAAUGGUGGACAUCCAGAGACGACGCCUCAAAGUUGGUCUGAAGGGCCAUUCGCCUGUCAUUGAUGGAGAGCUUUUCAAUGAAGUGAAGGUGGAGGAGAGCUCCUGGCUGAUAGAGGAUGGCAAAACAGUCACUGUGCACCUGGAAAAGAUCAACAAGAUGGAAUGGUGGAACAAACUAGUCUCCACAGACCCAGAAAUCAACACCAAGAAAAUUAAUCCAGAGAACUCAAAAUUGUCAGACCUGGAUAGCGAGACUCGCAGUAUGGUGGAGAAAAUGAUGUAUGAUCAGCGACAGAAAUCCAUGGGCCUCCCCACGUCUGAUGAACAGAAGAAGCAAGACAUUUUGAAAAAGUUCAUGGAACAGCAUCCAGAAAUGGACUUUUCAAAGGCUAAAUUCAACUGAGCCCUCCCCUUCUCCCCCUUCUUUCAGUCAGCCCAUUGAAUGGGACAGGAUACGUAUUGCAGGAUAUGUAGGGAUCCCUUAACUUGGGCAAGUAAACACUUCCAGCAUCCCCACCUGAGCUUGCUGUGGAGGCAGCUUUGUGGAGUUGUCCUCUGUUGUCCUGUGCUGAGCAGAACACAAGGCCACAGAAUUGGCUUGCAGCAGUGCAUGAGUCAGAGCCAUCUGUGACACUUUCCAUAUGGCAGUUAGGAGAGAAGGAGGGAAUACAGCAGCAAAAAUAAAUAAAUAAAUAAUAAAAAAAAGUGUUAGGUCUACAAGAGCCAGACUCGAGAGGUUUUGGGACAUACUCUUAAAUAUAUUGCUUAGCUUAUUUUCCUGGGUCUUCAGAGCUGUUAAUCCACUCUUAGCCAUUUUGGUUCCGGCAGAAGGUACUCUUGAAUUUUACUCCCUUCCCCUUUGGCUUUCCUGCUCUCCUGUGAAAACUGAGCCUGCUUAUUUUGUAAAGGGGUACUUAGCCCAUCACUCUGCUUCUGCCUCCUUGAGCCUUGGAAAGGAAACACGCUAGUAAGAACCAGCUAUUGCUAUAGAGAAAGACACUGCUCUUCCUCGCAGUCUGUCCCAUGUAGCAGAGGGCAUCAUACUACUGUCCAGGAACUGAAGGGGGAAACGUAAAACUGCUUCCCCUCUUCUCGCUUGUAAUGAGUUCAACGGUAUCUAAAGAGAGGGUUUAGCAGCUGAGCUGCACUCAGGUGCUUUCCUUUGCUGCUGCUGCUGUACUUUUGGAAAGUGGAACAGAUUUAGCUCUGCAGGGCUGUGGGCAGGAUCCCCCCCAUCAUGGCUGGAAAGGUUGACUUCCUGCCCUAUGGAAAGGGAAGACUGGAGAGCCUGUGGUCAAGGACAGGGCAUGGCGGAGGGGGGAGGUGUGUCUUUGAGGGAUGCUGUUCUUGCUGGAGUGCGUCUCCUGCCUCUUUUCCAAGAGUCUCUGCUGACUACUGACAGGCAUUGCUGCAUUCUCAGAGCUCCUGCUGAUGAGUGGCAUUACUCUGCAUGUUCGUAUCUUUGUUAAAACUGCAGUGCAACAUAAAAAAAAUGGCAUAUUUCCAGGUAAA